AUGGUUCGACUAGCUCAGCACGUGCAUGCUGCUCAUCGUUUCAGCGCUGCUUGUCCCACCACUAGCAGCACCGCUCUGCACUCUCCUCGAGAUCUGCACCACGCCAUCGAAGCGCACGACGUAGAGUACGUUCGUCGCAUCAUGAAACAGAUGCGCAAUGCCAAUGGCGGCACAAAAGGAAAGCCAGGAAGUCCGGAAUAUCGCGUCAUAGGAUUGGACGGUAUACCGGUCGAUCCGGCCAACGAAGCUGGAGAGUUGAGGGACUUUGCUGCUGCUGAGGAGGAGGAUGAGCAUGGGCCGGUGGGACGCUUGGCGGCCAGAGUCAGACGCAGACUUGCCAAGAGAUCGGGAGAUGGGAGAGUGGUCGACGAUCAACUCAUGAGUUGGGUCACACCGCUCGUCACUGAAGACGCUGUGCAACAGGAAGAUGCGUGGGAAGAGCGCAAGUGA
This is a messenger RNA of Ceraceosorus bombacis, 450 nucleotides long. The record is from the annotation of a GenBank genome assembly. Lineage: Eukaryota; Fungi; Basidiomycota; Exobasidiomycetes; Ceraceosorales; Ceraceosoraceae.